This is a messenger RNA of Scleropages formosus (Asian bonytongue), 1241 nucleotides long. Its product is annotated as C-type mannose receptor 2-like. The transcript is spliced from 5 exons. Lineage: Eukaryota; Metazoa; Chordata; Actinopteri; Osteoglossiformes; Osteoglossidae. The coding region runs from base 93 to 1241 and encodes 382 amino acids. The record is from RefSeq and is a predicted model, not a curated record.
GAGAAGUAGGAGAAGAAAAAGUGAGAAGAGAAAGGACAUUUACCUGAUUCAUCUGGAAAAAAUCACUCUUCACAGGCUGACAGAACACAGGUAUGGAGUGUCGAGUGUUUCUCCUCCUGCUGGUCUCAGGACUCUGUACACUGUCCUCAUGUUUCCCUCAACAAUAUCACUUUGUGAACAUGAGUAAGAACUGGACUGAAGCACAGAGUUACUGCAGAGAGAACUACACUGACCUGGUUACCAUUGACAACCCAGAGGAAAUGAACAGAGUGAUUAACAGUGUAAACCUCACUGGUUAUACUGGACCAGCCUGGAUAGGACUGGAGAAGGGAAACUCGUGGAACUGGCAGUGGUCCCUGGAAGAGAGACGUCUCUACAGUGAUGGACAGACUGGGUUCUCAAACUGGGACAGCAGUCAACCUGACAAUUAUGGUGGGAAUGAGAACUGUGUGGAGAUGAGAGACAACGGAAAAUGGAAUGAUCUCCCUUGUGAAUAUAAAUGUCCUACAGGAUUCUUUAUUUGUUAUGAUGGAAGUGCUGAAGGUGACCAGAGAUACAUCCUGAUUAAUGAUGCAAAGACAUGGAAAGAUGCUCAGAGAUACUGCAGAGAGAAUUAUACAGACCUGGUCAGUGUGAGGAACCAGACUGAGAAUGAUCUCAUACACAACAUGUUUACAACUGGAACCUGGGUGUGGAUCGGUCUAUACAGAGACUACUGGCAGUGGUCAGACCAGAGAAACUCCUCAUUCCGCUACUGGGCACCAGGAAAACCUGAUAAUUAUGAUGGGAAUGAGAAGUGUACUGUAGCCUCGAUCACACAGACACUCAAUGGAACGUGGGAUGAUCGACAGUGUGGUGAAAAUCACCCGUUCAUAUGUUAUGAUGACGCUCCGCUCAUCCUGGUCCAGGAGAAUAAGACCUGGAAUGAAGCUCUGAACUACUGCAGAGAGAACUAUGUGGACCUGGUGUCUGUCCACAGUAAGGAGAUUCAGAGCUGGGUGGAGAAGAAGGUUAGAAGUGCCACCAGUUCCCAUGUAUGGAUCGGUCUGCGCUUCUCCUGCAGAUUGAAACUCUGGUUCUGGGUCACUGGAGGUGUGGCCUGCUACCAGAACUGGGUUCCGGGCAACGGGACCGGAGCUGGACACUGUGGGAACACUGCGGCUGUCCAAUUUGGAGGAGGACAUCAGUGGGUCAGUCUGCCUGAGACUCAGGAGCUCAACUUCUUCUGUGUCACAUCUUAA